Xiphophorus maculatus (southern platyfish) is the source of this 3013-nucleotide messenger RNA. Its product is annotated as 5-hydroxytryptamine receptor 1B-like. Gene Ontology annotation, cellular component: plasma membrane. The transcript has a single exon. NCBI's taxonomy places the organism in Eukaryota, Metazoa, Chordata, Actinopteri, Cyprinodontiformes, Poeciliidae. Gene Ontology annotation, biological process: adenylate cyclase-activating adrenergic receptor signaling pathway. Gene Ontology annotation, molecular function: G protein-coupled serotonin receptor activity. The coding region runs from base 400 to 1518 and encodes 372 amino acids. The record is from RefSeq and is a predicted model, not a curated record.
GAAGUGAAUUGGAGGCUGAGCGCUGAGCGGCGCGUCCUGUCAGUCGCUGCUGAGGAAGAGGAGAGAGAGGAAGCUGCGCUAUAAAAGCCGGAGUCUCCGCGCGGCUCCGGAGUUCGCAGGAGGCGCUCGGAGCGCCGCGGAGCUUCUCUGGGUCUCCAGGCCGGGUUCCGAGUUUCAGGCUGCGGGACGCCGGAUGCCGCGCUUCUCUGCAGCUGUCGAGAUGCUUCCGGCGACCAGGCGCCGCCGCGGGUGAGGAUGAGGAGGAGGAGGCAGGAGCGGGUCUGACUGAGGCUGCGGGACAUGCGGCGUCUUCUCCUCUGGAUGCGGGUUUGAGAGCUUCCCAAGCGGCCAGUCGGAGCUCGAUGAGCGGGGCAGGUGACGGAGGAAGAAGGUGGAGGGAUGGAGCCGCCCGCCAGCUACGGAGGUCUGCUGAACUUCUCCACCAAUGACUCCGACACCAGCGGCUCCUCCAGUGUGGGCCCCCAGGCGGCUCUGGCCGUGACUCUGGGGCUCAUCACCUGCGCCACCACGCUCUCCAACGCCUUCGUCAUCGCCACCAUCUACCAGUCCCGGAAGCUGCACACCCCGGCCAACUUCCUCAUCGCGUCCCUGGCGCUCACGGACCUGCUGGUGUCCGUCCUGGUGAUGCCCAUCAGCGCGCUGUACACGGUGCUGCAGACCUGGCCGCUGGGCCAGGUGAUGUGCGACAUCUGGCUGUCCUCGGACAUCACCUGCUGCACCGCCUCCAUCCUCCACCUGUGCGUCAUUGCGCUGGACCGGUACUGGGCCAUCACGGACGCGGUGGAGUACUCCAAGAAGCGCACGGCGGGACGCGCCGCCGGCAUGAUCGCCACCGCCUGGGUCAUCGCCAUCUCCAUCUCCCUACCGCCAUUCUUCUGGCGCCAGGUGAAGGCGGAGGAGGUGACGAGCUGCAACGUGAACACGGACCACAUCUUCUACACCAUCUACUCCACCUUCGGCGCCUUCUACAUCCCCACGCUGCUGCUCCUAUGCCUGUAUGGCCGGAUCUACGUGGAGGCGCGGAAGCGCAUCCUGAAGCAGGCGCAGUACAAGCAGGGGAAGAGGCUGACCUCUGCGCACCUGAUCAGCAGCUCCCCCGGCUCCGUGGCGUCCACCACCUCCCUGAACUACGGGACGAACGACGCCUCCUCCUGCUGCGACACUACCUCGUCCUCCCCCAGUGUGAGCCAAGUCAAAGUCACCGUGUCGGAUGCGCUGCUGGAGAAGAAGCGCAUCUCUGCGGCCAGGGAGCGGAAGGCCACCAAGACCCUGGGCAUCAUCCUGGGAGCCUACAUCGUCUGCUGGCUGCCCUUCUUCAUCUACACCCUCCUAGUGCCUCUCUGCCAGUCCUGCUUCCACCCAGGGCUGUUCGACAUCUUCACCUGGCUCGGGUACCUCAACUCCCUCAUCAACCCCAUCAUCUACACCAUGUCCAACGAGGAUUUCCAGCAGGCCUUCCACAAACUCAUGCUGCGUUUCAGGUGCUGCAGGGCGUGAGGACCGCUUCCUCCAAAUGGAGCCCAAAAUCAGCCCACAUGUGGGACCCAUACUGGGAUUGUCUGCAGGGUAUGUAACCGUCCAUGGUGGGAAAGGGGGCCCAGCCAGUCCCAUCUGGGUCCCAUGUCUGGGUCCCAUGGGGGCCACAGGUCACAGGCUGGAGGGCUGCAGGACAAGCAUGAGGAUUUUCAGUCUUCAGCGAUCGGUGCUGCUGGAACCCAUCUGACAUUCACAGGUGGGACCCAUCGUCCAAAACUAGGAUUACCUGCAAGCUAAGAGUUAUGGAAGUCUCCAAGGCUUCAUAAUCAAACAGACUGAGUGGUUCCUACCAGCAAGUACACACUGGACCCCUCUGGGCCCCAUCUUCAAGUUGCCCAACACGUUGCUGCAUGUUGUGGAGGACGACAUGCAGAACGACGCAUGUCAGCCUGCAGAGAUCUGUGGGCCCAAGCAGGAGGAAAUGAGCUGGAGGCCAUCAGAUCUAAAGCAGAAGUUUAAUCAAUCAAAAGGUUUUGAAUUUGUUUCUGUUUCUAAAUUUGAACUGAACUGAAGCGAGAAUCGCUUUGUCCGUUUGUUGACGUUCAAAUUCAGCAAAAACAAUUUAGAGUUCACGAUAAUCUUCAUGUUUGCUUCAGAUGGAGAUCGGGUCCAACCAACAUGGUGCCAACGAUUGGACCCACUCGGGUCCCACAGUUCAGUUCAGAAGGUUGCCAUAGCUGGACCCCAUGCCCUGGGUUUGUCCUGUGCAGGGGUUAAAGGUUAAAGGUUAAAGGCUCCAUAAUGAGUUUAACAAGAGGCAACAAUGACCUUCAUGUUAUUGAACUGAGUUCUGAUAAAGCAGCUUCAGUGGGUCCCAUGUUUAGGCCAGGCACAUUCAAAACCGUCCAGGCCCAAACCGAUCCCAUAUGGGGCCCACAUGGUUGGCCGGGACCUGAAUCCCGCACACUGGUUUCACUGGUUUCCCUUCAGGCUCAGAUUGUUCUGAACAACGUGGGGCGGGCUGGGACCCAUCCGUCCUGAUGCUGCAGCAGAAGGAACCAGAAUGACUUGGAGGGCACCCCGGACUGGGCCCCUGAACUCGGACUGGGCCCUCUGACUCAAAGCGGGCUCUCGGACUGAGCGUCCAUUUGUGUUUAAUUUUUCUGACUCAAUCAGAGGAACUGUCGGUACCGGCCCGGCUCACUCAGAACCAGAUCUAGUCGAAUAAAGAGGGUUCAUGUGGCAGGCUCCUCUUGGUUCCUCAUGCUGUCCCAUGAUCCAAAUUCAGAUCCCGAUUAUGAUCCCAAUCCAGAUUCUGAUCCAGAUCGCAAUCCAGAUCCUGAUCCCAAUCCAGAUUCUGAUCCUGAUCCAGAUUCUGAUCCUGACCCCAAUGCAGAUUCUGAUCCAGAUUCUGAUUCAGAUUCUGAUCCUGACCCCAAUCCAGAUUCUGAUCCAGAUCCUGAUCCCGAUCACAAUCCUGAUCCAGAUCCUGAUCCUAAUCCAGAUUCUGAUCCUG